Aspergillus bombycis is the source of this 393-nucleotide messenger RNA. RefSeq lists its product as uncharacterized. NCBI's taxonomy places the organism in Eukaryota, Fungi, Ascomycota, Eurotiomycetes, Eurotiales, Aspergillaceae. The coding region runs from base 1 to 393 and encodes 130 amino acids. The transcript is spliced from 2 exons. The record is from RefSeq and is a predicted model, not a curated record.
AUGAGUCUUGAGGAGUUGGAGUCACUGAUACGAGACUCGGAUAAUGCCAUAGAGGAUUUGAAGAAAGGCAAGAUAUCCAUAGCGUACGGCAGCAUGACUAUGGAGGAUGUGGAAAUGCUCUUCAGGAUUCCAAAGACCCCUGUGUUUAUGGACAUCCCAUUCUGGGAAAUCCCAAUUCCCACAACGAUGGUCGAGGACCUGAAGGAUCUAGAUUUUGUGACCGAGGGAAGCCUCAAGAAUGAGGCGCUUUCUAGCGUUAGGAUCAACAUCAUCCUACAAGCCGUUCUAAGAGAGCGGAGGCUUGUCGCCCCCCCCUCAAGCCAGAACUAUGCACCUGGGGUUCGAGACUCCAAUGAGCAUCGGGCUUUCGCAAAUGGCCGUAGCGAGUGGUGA